Molecule: messenger RNA, 1926 nt
Organism: Fulvia fulva
Lineage: Eukaryota; Fungi; Ascomycota; Dothideomycetes; Mycosphaerellales; Mycosphaerellaceae
Product: putative methionine--tRNA ligase, cytoplasmic
Exons: 3
Coding region: 1-1926 (641 amino acids)
Biological process (GO): methionyl-tRNA aminoacylation
Cellular component (GO): aminoacyl-tRNA synthetase multienzyme complex; cytosol
Molecular function (GO): ATP binding; methionine-tRNA ligase activity
Source: RefSeq, a predicted model, not a curated record
AUGGUCGCUCAUCCGAUCCUGCCCGAGGAGGGCAAGAAGAAUGUCCUCAUCACUUCGGCAUUGCCAUAUGUCAACAAUGUUCCACAUCUCGGCAACAUCAUUGGGUCGGUCUUGUCAGCGGACGUUUUCUCGAGGUAUUGCAAGGCGAGAGGGCAUCCUACGCUGUAUAUCUGUGGCACGGACGAGUAUGGCACUGCGACGGAGACGAAGGCCAUAGAAGAGCGCGUCACGCCCCAACAGCUCUGCGACAAGUACAACAAACUCCACAGAGAAGUCUAUGACUGGUUCGAGAUCGACUUUGACCACUUCGGCCGAACACCCACACAACAGCAGACCGACAUCGCCCAAGACAUCUUCACCAAGCUUCACAAGAACAAGUUCCUGGAAGAGCGGACCACAGUACAGCCCUACUGCACCAAGCACAACGGCUUCCUCGCAGAUCGAUUCGUGGAGGGAACAUGUCCUCUGUGCAACUACGAAGACGCACGAGGAGACCAGUGCGACAAGUGUGGACAUCUCCUCGAUCCUCUAGACCUCAAGAACCCACGAUGUAAGCUGGAUGGUGAGACACCUGAAGCCAGAGAGACCAAGCACGUCUUCCUGCUUCUGGACACGCUGCAAGAGCAGGUUGCAGCAUGGUCGAAGAAGAGCAACGAGAAGGGCGUGUGGAGCGACAACGGUAUCAACAUCACAAAUGCCUGGAUCAAGGAGGGUCUGAAGCCAAGAGGUAUCACAAGAGAUCUGAAGUGGGGAACAGCAGUACCACUGCAGGGAUACGAUGAUAAGGUGCUGUAUGUGUGGUUUGAUGCUUGCAUUGGUUACGUCUCAAUCACCGCGAACUACACGGAUCAGUGGGAGAAGUGGUGGAGAAAUCCGGACAACGUCGAGCUGUAUCAGUUCAUGGGCAAGGACAAUGUGCCGUUCCAUACGGUCGUCUUCCCUUGCUCGCAGCUCGGCACGGGCGAUAAGUGGACUAUGCUCAACACCCUUAGCACAACCGAGUACCUCAACUAUGAGCGCGGCAAGUUCAGUAAGAGUCGGGGUGUUGGUGUGUUUGGCACAAGUGCGAAGGAGACUGGCAUUGCGGCGGAUGUCUGGCGGUAUUUCCUGCUGCUGAGAAGACCCGAAACGAGCGACACUGAGUUUGAGUGGGGUGGCUUUAUCGCUGCGAACAACAACGAGCUCGUCGCCAACUUCGGCAACUUCGUCAACCGCGUGCUCAAGUUCGUCAACUCCGCCAACUACGACUCGGUCGUACCUGCCUGGUCACAAUCAGGAUUGGAUGCAGAGGUCGAGAAGGCUCUCAAUCAGCACAUCAAGGACACCAACGAGAAGCUGGCCGAGUACCGCAAAGAGUUCGAUGCCGUCCAUCUCAAAGCUGCAUUGGCCUGCGCCCGCGAGAUCUCCUCCCUGGGCAACCUCCUACUUCAAAGCAACAAGAUCGACAACAACCUGUUCAACAACGAGCGUGCACGAUGCGAUGCGGUCGUUAACCUCGCAGUGAACCAUGUCCAUCUCCUGGCUUCAGUCAUUGCACCAUACCUCCCAGCCACAUCACGCGCAAUCCUCGAGCAGCUCCAAGCUGAGCUCCUGAUUAUCCCCGACGAAUGGCAAGCCCAGAGCAUCCCAGCUUCCCACAAGAUCGGCAAAGCCCAACAUCUCUUCAAGAACAUCAAGCCAGAAAAGGAAGCCGAGUGGAAGGAGAUGUUCGGUGGUAGCGAAUUGAAAAAGGCCAAAGAAGAAGAGGCUAAGAAGAAGGCGGCGAGGAAGGCAGAGAAGGACAAGAAGAAGGCUAAGAAGGCUGCCGAGAGGGCGGGUCAAGCAGUCGAAAGCUCAGAGAAGGAUGGUGCCGAGAAGCCUUCCGCUGGUGAUGCGGUUGAAGAGGUCACAGAGGGUGUGAAACAGGCUGCAUUGCAGACUAGUUAG